GGAAAUUCCUCGGGAUAUUCCGAGGAUUUCAUUUUCUUUCGGAAUGUCCGUCAGAACACCGUUGUUUUCUUGUAGUGAUAUGAUAUCAAGUUUUCCGAUACUUCUAACGAGAAAUAUUAUAUAUUCUCCUGCGUUUAGACUUAUAUUCACUUAUUAGAGAAUUUUCAAGAGUAAUUAAAAAAUAAGGUUCUAACUAAGAAAGAUAACAAACGCAUGCAUGAGAUUGAGAGACUAUGGUGCAUGCAAGUGAAAUAAGUAGUAAUAAUCACCGACAAAACGCGCUAUUUCUAAUACUCAUCAUUAUAAAACGAGUGCAAAAGGCAUCAUUCUCCAUCAAUCAAUCACUUCUAAACUAAAACAUUUUCUUUCAAUCUCUCUUUGUCACAAUCAAGAAAAAUAUAAAAAUAUUGAUAUGGAAAUGAAGGGGAAAUACUUGGUAACGAUUAUUCUACUGGUUAGUACGUUAAGCGUGGGGAUGUGUUCUAAUCGUUGGAUUAGGGCUCAUGCAACGUUUUAUGGUGUUAAUGAUAGCCCUGCUUCACUUGGCGGAGCUUGUGGGUAUGACAAUCCAUACCACGCCGGAUUCGGAGCCCAUACGGCAGCGCUAAGCGGUGCACUAUUCAAAAGCGGCGAGUCAUGCGGUGGGUGUUACCAAGUGAGGUGCGACUAUCGUGCGGAUCCUAAGUGGUGUCUCCGAGGAGCCGCCGUUACGGUGACGGCUACAAACUUUUGUCCGUCGAACAAUAACGGAGGUUGGUGCAAUCUUCCUCGUCACCAUUUUGACAUGUCCAUGCCCGCUUUCUUCCGCAUCGCCCGUCGCGGCAACGAAGGCAUCGUCCCCGUCUUCUACCGCCGGGUGGGAUGCAGAAGAAGAGGAGGUGUAAGGUUCACGAUGAGAGGUCAAGGUACUUUCAAUAUGGUAAUACUCUCAAACGUUGGCGGCAGCGGCGCGGUGAAAGCCGUUGCGGUGAGAGGCUCAAGGGGAAAGAUUUGGCAUCAGAUGACUCGUAACUGGGGUGCCAACUGGCAAAGCUCCGGCGACCUUCGGGGACAGAGGCUCUCCUUUAGAGUUACUCUCCUUGACCGCAAAACGAUGACGUUUUUAAAUAUUGUUCCUUCUUCUUGGUGGUUCGGUCAAACCUUCUCUUCUCGAGGCCAAUUUCACUGAGUACAACUCUUGAUACAAUUACGAAGUCUUGCUUACUCUUUCAUCUUUGGGAAGCUAAUUUUCAACUCUUUGCUUAUUUAUGAACUUUGUCCUUUGUUUUUUUUUUGGGGGGGGGGGG
This is a messenger RNA of Brassica napus (rape), 1286 nucleotides long. Its product is annotated as expansin-A12. The record is from RefSeq and is a predicted model, not a curated record. NCBI's taxonomy places the organism in Eukaryota, Viridiplantae, Streptophyta, Magnoliopsida, Brassicales, Brassicaceae. The coding region runs from base 413 to 1168 and encodes 251 amino acids. Gene Ontology annotation, cellular component: extracellular region. Gene Ontology annotation, biological process: plant-type cell wall organization. The transcript has 3 exons.